Molecule: messenger RNA, 1424 nt
Organism: Corylus avellana
Lineage: Eukaryota; Viridiplantae; Streptophyta; Magnoliopsida; Fagales; Betulaceae
Biological process (GO): protein deubiquitination; ERAD pathway; endoplasmic reticulum unfolded protein response
Cellular component (GO): cytosol; nucleus
Molecular function (GO): cysteine-type deubiquitinase activity
Source: RefSeq, a predicted model, not a curated record
CUAAAUUGCUUCGCCGUCACAGAAAAACUCUUCAACAACCAAAAAAGCGUGGCUCUGAAGUUUUGAGAGGUAUAUAGUAAUUUGUUGGAGGGAGAGAUGGGUGCGUAGGUUAAGCAGGGAUACACCCUGGCAGGCAGCGCAAAAUAGCGUCAACCACUCCUUUUCUCUGUGAUGCUCGGUGUACUGUGCGCGCGUCCCAAGCCUUGGAUCCUAAGUUCACUGUCGUAUUCCUCGUCAUUCGUCCACGGCUCCGCGGCUCACCAUCACUGCCGGCCUGAGCAGAGCCCGAUAAACUUCGUCGGAUUCGACUGCGAGCGGCGGCGCCACUCCAGCUCGUGUCGGAUUGGCGGCGGAGGUGGUGGCGCGGCGUCGAUAUGGCACGCGAUCAUGCCGUGCGGGGUGGCGGGAGGGCUCCGGAGCGAUCUAAGGCUCCGGCGUGAGCGGAGAGGGGAGGGCUCGUGGAACGUCGCGUGGGACGCACGCCCGGCGCGCUGGCUCCAUCGGACCGACUCGGUUUGGCUUCUCUUCGGCGUGUGCGCGUGCCUAGCGCCGCUCGACUUGGCGCCCGUUGAGAGUCCCGAGGCGGUCGCUGUGGACGGGAAAAUCGACGGCUGCGAUUUCAUCGGUCCGAAAGCUGAUGCGAACGUUGUAAUUGACGACGGCGAUGUAGUCUAUCCGAACACCGAGAAGGAUAAUGAAGGCUCUGCUGAUUACAGGGUCACAGGGGUGCUUGCUGAUGGUCGAUGCCUGUUUAGAGCAAUAGCACAUGGGGCUUGCUUGAGGAGUGGGGAAGAAGCUCCUGACGAGAAUCGUCAGAGGGAACUCGCUGAUGAAUUAAGAGCUCAAGUUGUUGAUGAGCUUUUAAGGAGGCGGAAGGAAACAGAAUGGUUCAUCGAAGGAGAUUUUGAUGCUUAUGUGAAGAGACUCCAACAGCCUUAUGUAUGGGGUGGAGAGCCUGAGUUGCUGAUGGCUUCCCAUGUUUUGAAGACGCCAAUAUCGGUCUUCAUGAUAAGUAGAAGCUCGGGUGGUUUGGUAAACAUAGCAAAGUAUGGCGAAGAGUAUCGGAAGGAUGAGGAGAGUCCCAUUAAUGUGCUGUUUCAUGGGUAUGGUCACUAUGACCUACUGGAGUCUUUCUCAGAAGAAAGUUGCCAGAAAUAAAGAUAGGAAGUUGGGUAUGCUUUUUAGGUAUUCUACUUGCCUGAAUCAAAUAAAUCUAAACAAUCUUAGGAAGAGCUUACUUUUUCUUGGAUGAGUGUUUCAGCCAAUCAAAUUACUGCCUCAAGUUCAAUAGUUUGCUCCAGUUAUCUCAAUUUAUGCAUUAGGCAGUUCAAUUUUGUAGGUUCUACUGUUAUUAUUUUCGCACGAGAUCUCAAACUUCAAUAUACACAUCAAAUCGGUGAUAUUAGUUUCUGGGCGUUCAGUUA